GGUCGAGUUGCAUAAGCUGGAGCUUUUAGUUUUUAGGGUAUAUAUUUGUUAGUCAUUACUUCAAAAAAGAAAACAGUUUUAAUUUUGGCACGUUGUUUACAUAGUUGAAUUUGUUAAUGUAAUGCCCAUCCUGUGAGGAAUUUAUAUUGUGCUGCCCUUAAUGUGUUAAGGUUGGUUGCCAUGGUUUGUUUGGUAUUGUUAUUGUGAUUUCUGAGACUAGUCUACUUUUUCAAGGUGAAAAUAUCAAAUUCCUGGCAGAUGAGAGACGAUAGAUGGAAUGUGCUUGCUCAGUGUAAGAUGAAAUUCUUUAAGGGAUACCAAAUGGGGAAUGGAUUUAUUAUGACUUCUGAGAGUUACUCCGAAAAUGAUUGGUGAUAAUAAUUCAGAACACUUUGUUUGUGUAAUUAUAAACUAAAAUAUGAACAUGCCCUAUUUGUAGCAGGUAAUAAUUUGUGUGGUAAAUUUUGGAGAAUUGGUCAAGAAAAUCCUGACAUAAGUUUUUCAAAUAGUUUUGUAGAAGCUUCUGAAUUUGAAUUUCUUUGCUUGUCCCUUGACAGUUGACAGAAAGCAAUUUAGAGUGUUGAGACACGAUAUUAGGUGGAUUACCAUGUCAUCCAAUUGAACAAUGUUCCUUCUUUUCAUAGAUGAAGGUGUAAUGUCAUGUAUUUUAUCAUUGACACUUAAACUUAAACCACCAUGAUCACCCUUUUAUUUUUCCUGGGUCUGUAUCCUGUUUGAGUUCAAAAUGUCUUGCUUUCAUGUAUUAUGUUCUUCCAUUGAAUAGAUCCCAAGACUCUAAAUAUAUCCUCCCAAUAAUUGUUUGUUCUUGGAUAUUACAGAUUCUUAAACAUCAGUAGAACUCCUUAAACAGCAAUUUACUCCUUGGUAAUCAGUUUAUACUGAUUAUUUUAUUCUUUGAUUGCCAAAGCAGUGUACACUUAGCUCUGCGCAUAUUAAACAUUUCGUAUGUUUUUGUUAGGUAACAUGACUAGGCUGUGUGGCAUUUUAAAAUUAUUUAUUACCUUUCCUUGUCAGUGUCUACAGGUUGUAAGCCACUUUGCUGAGAUAUCAGAGUGUGCAAACUUCCUUUGUAAUAAAUAACUCUUUAGGAAAAGGUGAUUAGUUGCACCUUUUUUGGCUGAAAUUGGGCCGUAUGUCGUGCAAAGGUUGGUGUAAAUUGGAACAUCAAUGCUUUUAAGCAUGUCUGAAUACCACUAGAAAAAUUUUCAAAAUGGCAGAUCUUUAAAUAUAGUUGAACCUUUUAGGUAAUUUGUUACAAGUUAAAUAUAGCACUUCAAAACUUUAUACCAUGUAAUGGUGGUGCCUGUUUUCCUUUCCUAGUUUCUUUUAAUCUAUGUUUACAAGUUAGAUAUGCCACUUCAAAACUUAUUUAUCCUAAAUAAUAUCAUCAACUAGCUUCAUAUUGUUACUUGAGCUCUUGCUAGAUACUUUCGGUUCUUAAAGUCUCACAGAUAAUCAAAACCCUUGAUGGAGAUAUUCCUCGCUUGUUCAGUAAAGAAAAAGAUGAUCGAUCUUUAUUAUUUUGUUUAUUUUGUAGUAAAGUUGUUGGGCCUAUGUUGACAUAACUUUGUGUGUGUAUUGCUCCUGUAGUUGAUUUAUGAAAUCAAAUUGGCUUUUAUCUCUGUAUCUUUUACAACUUGUUGACUUAUCAUUCUAGUGCUAUCUGUGUUGUUUGUUUUUCCUUUGUCCUUUUUCAAAUGCUACAUUGAUAAUUAGAUUAUUUUUAGUUAUGUUUAUCUUUGGUUGAAUUGCAUAGCAAGUGUCUUGAACAUGGUCUUGAUAAUGAAAUUUGUCCUCCAACUGUUUCCUUUUUUUGUUUUUGUUAUCUAAACAUAUAUGUAAUAGGGAUCUUCAACUUCUAUGACUGCCUAAGUAGUUGUAGCUGCAUCUUCAUGUGUGAGUUGAUAAUUGAUUAGACGGUCUUAAUGUUGACCUGUGUAGUUCUCAUUUUUCUUUUCUUUGGAGACCAUUAUGGAUCACUAUUUGAUGAUAGCAUCACAUAGCUAGUUGCAUCUGCCAAUCAAAUUGAAAUUAAAGUUGUGGUAACUUAAUCAACAAAGAUAUUCUUAUUUUGCUUGCAACAAGGAAGUUUGCAUAUUCAUUUGAUGGGGACUUUAAUUUGGGCAUAAUAUCUACUGUAAAUAGCUUCUGUCAAGACUGGUUCUUGAAUAAUAAUUUCUUUGUAGAUUUUCUUCAGAAUCAUUUAAGUUCUUUCAUAGUCUAGGUAAAAGGGACAAAUAUCUGUAUAGAAUAAGACAUGUUACUUGACAACUGGAUCUACUUAAAACUUGAAUGCCUUGAUUCAACUUCUGAGACUAUGGCAAAAUAAUAGUAGAUAUUGUAUUAUGUUAUUUGCCUGUAUGAAAUUCUCAAAUAUAUGUAUCCAAGCAAGGUUGUCAUUCAUCCAUGCUUGAGAUGCGGUGUCAUUUUAAAAGCUUAGAGCCAAGAACAGGUCAAUGCUUUUGAUAAGUCUGAUAAGAGUAGUUUAGCACGGAGAAACGACCUUACUUUCAGAGAAUAUAGAUUAGUGGACUAUAUAUUUAUAUACAUUGUUUUUUUUUUUCUCUUGUUUUUACCAUUGAUUAAUAAGGUUUUUGCAGAAAAUCAAGGUAUAAUCUAGUAUGUUUUUACCUUACUUGAGACUCUGAGAGAUCUUGAAUUGAGACUUCUCCAGCACAAUAAAAAUAAAAAAUUAAUAAGUGUUUGUCGCCAGUUUAUAAAAAAAAUAAGGCUUUUGCACGUGUCGGAUUCCAUGAGUUUAAAUCAUGCACCAUGUUGUUAUAUGAAUGUAAAAUAUAGACAAAGUUAUUUGGUAGUGUUUAAUGGAUUAGAGUUUUUAAUUUUGAAUACAAAAGAUCUGGAAAAAGAAUAAUUCUCCGGGCCUGGCACAUGCUUAUGGAUGGACAUCAGUGUGUGCGAAGUUUACACGUGUUUCUUAGCUAGUCCAUCAAACACUAAUUAAAGCAAUGAAAAUGGGACUAAGCUCCAACAACCACUUGGCGUCCUCCUCCCGUCACUUGCAUUUAUUACCAUCCGACAAAUCAUCAAUUACUCAAAGGACUACUGAUCUUGUCACACUGUCCUCCUUUCUUUAUAAGCUGUACAUCUUUCAAUUCAUACAAUUCAAUACGCUCAUGGUUCUGUAAUUAGAAACCCCAUAUUGUAUUCUAGAACAAAUCCAGCUAAAUGUUAUUAAAGAGAUGAGAAGUGUUUGUAAGUAAACCAACAAAAUGCUAGAAGUUUAGGAUUGCAGUUUAUCUUAUAAGGAACAUGAAACCGGUCUUCUCAAAACUAUAUCCACAAGCGUCCAUUCAAUACUCCCAAACCGGCCAGAUAUAUCCAGGGGAAUAGAAACACUGGACGUCCACUUGUUGAAGAACCACCACAUCACAUCCUUGAUAAAUUAAUAAUAGUGAUAUGAUAGCGUCUCCUUCCUUUUCAUGCUUGGAUGGGUCCUUCAUUUAUUCCCACUGAUAGAGCUUUCCAAGUUUUCCAUAUAGAGAAGACAUAGAUAGAUAUACAUUAACAGAAAAGAAGGAGAGAGAGAGAGAUCAUCAUCAUCAUCAUCAUCAUAAGAUAUGGAAGAAGAGGUGAUGGCAUCUAUAGAAAAUCUGAGAAACCCAAGCAUUGGACCCAUAGACUACUUCUCAUUACCAACCUGGAAACUCUAUGACAAUCCUCAUUACUCUUCCACAUGUCUUCCUCCUCAUUUCUCAGUCUCUGCGGCCAAGCUCACGUCCCUCUUCAGACCCAUGCACGGCGAUAACGACGAGUUGGAACUCGCCUUGGCACGCAUUGAGGAGCUGAAGGUGGAGCUGGAGUUAGAGCGUAGGAUGAGGAAGCGUGUUGAGUCACUCAACCGAGCUCUCGCCCGAGACCUCGCGGAGCAACGCAAGGCUCGGCAAUUGGCCGAGAGCCUUCGUGCCGAGCUCGAGGACGAGGUCAAGAAAGCUAAGGAGGAAAUGGAGGAGGAAAGAAGGAUGCUUAUGGUUGCUGAAGUUUGGAGAGAAGAGCGUGUCCAAAUGAAGCUUGCUGAAGCUAAGUUUAUAAUGGAGGAGAAGCUCAAUGUUAUUGCCUCGCCGGAGAAGCCAGCAGGUAUGGUGGCUAGUGAUUCAUCCAAUGAGAGCAAGACCAGUGGUGCUAAUGUUGGUGCUGGUGGUGGUGGUGGCAGUGAUGGAGCUCCGGUGAGGCAGCAGAGGAAGGAGGUGGAGAACCCACACAUCAAGAGAGGGAUCAAAGGGUGUGUUGAGUUUCCAAAGGUGUUGAAAAAGGAUGGGAUGAAGGUGGCUCCAUUGGGGUUCAGUUUAGAGUGUCAAAAAGCUCAGCUUAUGAUCCUCAUGAAGCAUAAUCACCAUAAGACUUCUUCUUCUUGUGCUACUACUGCCUUUACUGAUAACUUGGUUAUGUGAUUGUUAAUUUUCACUUUAAUGGAAAUAUAUGAAAAUUCGU
Dioscorea cayenensis subsp. rotundata (Guinea yam) is the source of this 4470-nucleotide messenger RNA. RefSeq names its product protein BRANCHLESS TRICHOME-like. The transcript has a single exon. NCBI's taxonomy places the organism in Eukaryota, Viridiplantae, Streptophyta, Magnoliopsida, Dioscoreales, Dioscoreaceae. The coding region runs from base 3600 to 4430 and encodes 276 amino acids. The record is from RefSeq and is a predicted model, not a curated record.